This is a messenger RNA of Brassica rapa (field mustard), 1172 nucleotides long. RefSeq lists its product as uncharacterized. The record is from RefSeq and is a predicted model, not a curated record. NCBI's taxonomy places the organism in Eukaryota, Viridiplantae, Streptophyta, Magnoliopsida, Brassicales, Brassicaceae.
AUUCUUGAUUUGUUUUGUUCUUUAGUCUCAUUAUAAUUUGUCAAACAGAUUUGAUAUUGAUAUGGUGAAUGUAUGAAAAGCUUGUGAGAUUGUUUGCUGGUGAAAGAAGUGCUUGAGUUUUGCAGAAGAAGUUUAGUUUGUAAACCGGUUAAUAAAAUCUAAUCAAACCCAAUUCAAUGAUGAAAUCACCAUGAACCGGAGUGGUUUUAAGUAAACCGGAGACUAUAAACCUCAACCGGAAGUGUACACUAAACCAGAUUGGCAUUUCAAGUGUUGUUGUUGCUAUAUAUAUACAUGAGAAGAGAGGGAGAAACUAUUUGAAAAAAAGAAACAGAAAGCAGUAGAGGAUUGUUUCUUCUUGAACUCGGCUUCAAGAUAAUUACUUUUCAUCGUAGAGAUCAGUGGAGAAAGAUGGGAAGAUACUCAACGAAGAGGAUGUUUCUUCAGCUUCUUACUCUUAUCAUGUUGCUUCCUCUCUUGAUCUCUUCUUCGUCUGGUGAACCAGUUAACUCUAACAAGAACGGAGUAUGUAUUUCUAAAGAAGGACCCUUUUCAUCAUCCGCAUCAGAAGGCAAGCUUGCUGAUCUUGAGUUUGAGGAUCUAAACGUGUGUAAAGUGUUCCAUGAGAAGACUUGUUGCUCUGCUUCACGGAUGCUCUCGGCCUCAAAAGCUGUAGAAACCCUGGCGACUUAUGGAGAAGCUCCCAAAGAUUGCUUGGAUUUGUUUGAGCUUCUGGAAUGUUCAAUCUGCCAGUCAGGAACUCUUCCCAUUUGUGCCUCCUUCUGUGACAGAGUCUUUGAAGCUUGCUCUGAUGCUUACUUCAGUAGUGAUGCCACUAAUCAGGUUAAGACCCAGUGUUUGUAAACUCAGAGGCACGAAAGCUCUUUGAAAAUUCAAAAUUUUGAGAGAGGUCUUGUUUCUUGUUAUGUGUCAGGUUAUAGUACCGUGUGGAGCAAGCGAAAGCAUCAUCUGCGGGAAAGCUACUAAAUGGGAGACUAAUGGCACAGCGUUCUGCUAUGCAUUGGGUUUCACUGUUCAAUCAGCUGUUGAAGAGCCUUGUUACGGAAGCAAAUCAAGUCUAGAGCCGCCAUUGGUGGGGGAAGAAGAACCACUCAUCAAAACUGCGUGGUUUCAACCUCUUCAGAUCUAUUGGUUAGUAAUAGUCAUUGUGC